Messenger RNA from Vombatus ursinus (common wombat), 4493 nucleotides. It is a transcript of the gene ZNF395, whose product is annotated as zinc finger protein 395. Gene Ontology annotation, biological process: regulation of transcription by RNA polymerase II. The record is from RefSeq and is a predicted model, not a curated record. Gene Ontology annotation, molecular function: DNA-binding transcription factor activity; RNA polymerase II cis-regulatory region sequence-specific DNA binding. NCBI's taxonomy places the organism in Eukaryota, Metazoa, Chordata, Mammalia, Diprotodontia, Vombatidae. The transcript has 9 exons. Gene Ontology annotation, cellular component: nucleus. The coding region runs from base 31 to 1614 and encodes 527 amino acids.
GGUGCCCUUUCUUGGUGACAGUUCCUGGACAUGGAUUCAGUUGUUUCUCUUCUCAUUUUCCUCUCUAGUGCAGAAGGCAGAAUGGCGAGCGUGUUGUCGCGGCGCCUUGGCAAGCGAUCCCUCCUGGGAGCCCGAGUGUCUGUCCCCAGUGCCUCUGGAGAUGGCUUAGCAGCGGCAGUCCAGCCCUCAGGUUCCCAUGCUGAGCUGGUUGGGGUGGUUGCCCCCCAACCCUUCCCUGUCUACAAGGACAACCACUGCCAGGAACAUCCUAAGGAGAUCCUCAUGGCGCCUGGUGUCCCAGGUCUACAGCAGGCGGUGUUUCAGGCAGGGCAGAAGGUCUGUGUGUGGUAUGGGGGCCAGGAGUGUAUGGGAGUGGUGGAGCAGUACAGCUGGGCAGAAGAUAAGGUGACGGUUCUGCUGCUGGACCAGAAAUUGCAGAUCUGCUGCAAAUCAGAGGAAGUUUGGCUGCCGGAGCUGAAGGGUUCUGUGCCUCAACUGCCACCAACCAUGGAACAGGCAGCUCCUGCUACAGCGUACAGAUCCGUCUCCAGGAAUAUUGAUGUCCCGAAGAGGAAGUCAGAUGCAGUGGAGAUGGAUGAGAUGAUGGCGGCCAUGGUCUUGACCACAUUGUCUUGCAGUCCAGUAGUGCAAAGUCCUCCUGGCGUUGAGUGCAAUUUACCUGCAUCUCGGACAGCUUGUGACCUGUGGAAGGAGAGUGGAGAUGUGUCGGACAGUGGCAGCAGCACCACCAGUGGGCACUGGAGUGGAGGCAGUGGGAUCUCCACUCCAUCUCCUCCCCACCCUCAAGCAAGCCCCAAAUAUUCAGGCGAGGCCUUUGGCUCACCAAAAGCUGACAAUGGUUUUGAGACAGACCCUGAUCCUUUCCUGAUGGAUGAACCAGCCCCACGAAAGAGAAAGAAUUCAGUGAAGGUGAUGUACAAGUGUCUGUGGCCAAACUGUGGCAAAGUCCUGCGCUCCAUUGUGGGUAUCAAGAGACAUGUCAAGACCCUCCACCUAGGGGAUAGUGUGGACUCUGACCAGUGGAAACGGGAAGAGGAUUUCUACUACACAGAGGUGCAGAUGAAGGAGGAAGCUGCUGCUCUGGCCAUUGCUACUCCCACGACUGAGACAGUUCCCAUCCAGAGUCUGACCAACCCACCCCUUGCCAUCCUGCCACCACCCCUGCCCCAGGCAGAGUCGUUAGUCCUGGAACACCCUGUCUUGGAACCUUACUUGCCCACUGGUGCUCUCAGCAAGUCGGCCCCUGGCUCCUUUUGGCACAUUCAGGCUGACCAUGCAUACCAGGCACUGCCAUCAAUCCAGAUCCCAGUAUCUCCACACAUAUAUACCAGCAUUAGCUGGGCUGCUGCCACUUCUACUAUCCCAUCCCUUUCUCCGGUCCGGAGCCGGUCACUAAGCUUCAGUGAACCCCAGCAGCCACCACCUACGUUGAAAUCCCACCUGAUUGUCACAUCACCACCCCGAUCACAGAGCAGCACCAGGAAAGCCCGUGGAGAAGCCAAGAAGUGCCGUAAGGUAUAUGGCAUUGAGCAUCGGGACCAGUGGUGCACAGCCUGUCGGUGGAAAAAGGCCUGUCAGCGAUUCCUGGAUUGAACUUGUUGAACCUGCUCAACUUCUUACUUCACUGGUCCCAGAGCCCACCCCCCAGGUCCUGACCUGGUAGCCCAGAGGAGGAAGUGAUGCAGCAGUGUCUCCUGAGCCUCCAGCAGUGACCUAACGAUUCAGGUUCAGAUUUUGAGUGUGGGAUGUAUUGGUCAAGGUUUAACUGGGUUUUUUUUCUUUCAUUCUUUUUUUUUUUUGUAGGGAUGCUUUAUUUUGAUUUUGGAAAUACAAAGGAAAUGAGAGAAUUUUUCCUUCUUAUUGGUCACAGAAAACAGGAGAAAGCCAGAGCCAAUGAUUUGUGUGCUCUGUAGUGACCCAGAGACCAAAGAAUUAUUUUCUUUUUUCCUUCUAUUAUUUUUCCCCCAUCUGGGGCAAGUUCUUUUGAUGCUCUUGGAAGGAGCAGCUCUCUAGGUAUUGCUGCUGAGUUGGCAAAUUCUCUCAGAAUUCUUCCCAGAGGGACUGCUUGGUGCCCAGGAGAGGCAGAAGGAAUUGUUUAAGAAGUGACUCCACUGGCCACAUGAGGACAGGAGGUACUGAUGCUGAUAGAGAUGGAAAGUCAAGAGAAAAGGGUGCUUGGGUAUUUGACCAAGUGCAUUCUUUGAUCCAUCCGACUUCAGGAGAAGGAAAGAUUGAUCCUUUUUCAUCAAGCAGCAUCCAUGGAAGUGAAAGGACAUUGUAUCUUUUAGUAAUACAUUUGUUCAACCUAUUUUAAUCUGGGUUCUUCUAGAUAUUGGCUUUUACCCCCAGCCCAUCUCAUUUGGUUCUUGAAAGCCCAGCCUAAUGGAUUUUUAAGAGUCUCUAAACCAAGCUACACCAGAGGAUAAAGUGACCUCCCACAUUUCAAAGGGUGAAUCAACGUAGCUUUGAGCAUUUUAAGAGUUUUUUUUCCAUUUCAGUGAGGAAAUGCUGGAGGUUGUUACAGCCUCCCCAGAAACCUCUGCUGCCACCCAUAGUGAAAUCCUUUCAUCCUUUACCCCUCUCAUCAUAGAAAUAUGUCGCAUUAAAAACAACAACAAAAAAACCUCUUUGGGGUUUUUUUCUUGUGUUUUAUCUUUCUAACCUCUUUUUCCCUUAUUGGUCCUUAAGAGAUCAUAGUAGGUUCUUCAACCUCUCCCAUUCUCAUUGUGGACAGUCUUUCCCCUCCCAGCCCUCCCCCAGCUGCUGGAGGUGUGACUGGUUCUGGGAGGGUGGGGUUUGGGGGAGAUUAGGUGAAGGGAAUAAAUGAUGAUAGGUGGCAACCUGGGAAUGGAGAAGGAAGUUGAGGGGCCCCAAAUUCUACUCUUGUCUAAUUUGCCUCUCUGAGAAAGGAUAGUUCUGAUGUCCAGUGUGAGCAUCCCAUGAACUCCCAAGCUUAGACAGUGAAGUUCUAGAUUUGUUAUCUGUGCUUUGUCAAGGCCAUUUGGAGGCAUGGGGCCAGUCAUGGCGUACCACCCUUGAAAAUUACAAAGUCCCAGUUUCUAAAGCUGAUGGCAAAGUAGGGUGGGAUGUGGGGUAAAGGGAAUUCUAAGAGAUGUGGGAUGAAAGUUGCAAGACUCAUGUGAAGGCCAUGUGGGAUGGACCUAGGGACCACUGGAAUAUAAGUUCUGUAAAGGUCUUUGGGGACCAAAACGCUUAGCUGCAGUACCUUGCUUCUAGAGGUAGAUGAGCAGAAAUGGUGUAUUUGUAUCUAAGAUUAGGCGUCAGGAACUUGGGUCACUCGGAGAGUCAUCUGAUAAUGACUUGGCAGAGACAUGGCCUGAGGGGGGCUAAAGAAAUAAGGCACAAUUCUUGUGUUCCUCUCAGUUCCUACCUUCCUUCUACUUUAUGGCAGCCUAUUUGACAAAGCCCAGAUGACAGACAUGCAGUGUUCUCUGGAGCCCAUCUGAACAGGCCACUCAGUACCUAGUUGCCUUAGGAGGAAACCUGGAUGUACAUUAUAGAAGGCUGAAACUCAGGGAACCACACCGAGCCACCUCAGCUGGGACCUUGUCAGAGCAGUGCCUGCCCCUGGGUUCUAGACUGAGUUCUCACAUCCCUACAAACACCCAGCCACCAAAGUUCAUACUAACUUAAGUGAGCUAUCUGAAGGUGGGAGUUUUGGUUAAAUUUUCUCCUAACAAAACAAAACUACGAAUGUAGCCAUAGCAUGAUAGAUACCAUGACUCAUCCAAGCAAGCUGGACCGGGGUGAUAAGGAGGGAGAGAGGAAAUAAGAGAAAACUGCCUUACAGCAGUGCAGUAUAUUUUUGUAACUUUAUAAAAUGCUUCCAAGUUGGAAUUCUUGUUCCUGGUCAAGCUAGAAACUAGGCCAGAGGAAAAAAAAAAGGCCGCUUUCUUCCUCCCAUGUGUCUGUCCUGGGUCAGAACUGAAUUUGAGUCCAGGAUAAAACUUUACCUAACUUCCUUGCUUCUGUUUCCUCUGUGUAUGAGAAGAAAGUCGUCCUUGCUUGUACCCUGAUCAUCUGUCAAAUCCCCCUGAGGCAGAAGGACCAUUCUGAGAAGUGAGAAGAGGUGGACCAACCUUCUCUUCUUCUGAGGGCAAAAUGGUCACUAGGCCUCUCCUCCAAGAUAUCUUUGGUUUCAAAAAAAAAAAAAGUUGCUUCUCAGGGUCUGGAGAGUUAUAGACUAGUUAGGUGUGAACAUUUUCCCUUGGUGAGUUACCCUUCCAGUGAUGUUGGUGCAGCACAACAAAUGGGAGGCAAGAGAAGACACUCGUGGAACCCAAAGGAUAAAAAUCCAAAUAAUUUUCAGUUCAGCUCCUUCUUAUGCUUCCUUUACUUCUUAUUCCACUUUGGUGGUGGUGUGUCUCCCGCCCUUUCGUCCGUCACAGCUCCAUUCUCUUGCUGUUGGGUUGGUUCUCAAUGUUUGGUUUGUCCUUGAGAUAAAAAAAAAA